Messenger RNA from Nothobranchius furzeri (turquoise killifish), 5113 nucleotides. It is a transcript of the gene mios, whose product is annotated as missing oocyte, meiosis regulator, homolog (Drosophila). Gene Ontology annotation, cellular component: cytoplasm. The record is from RefSeq and is a predicted model, not a curated record. Gene Ontology annotation, molecular function: protein binding. Gene Ontology annotation, biological process: cellular response to amino acid starvation; positive regulation of TORC1 signaling. Lineage: Eukaryota; Metazoa; Chordata; Actinopteri; Cyprinodontiformes; Nothobranchiidae.
AACUCUCUUCACUUUAAUCAGUACGGAAUUAUUUUGGUGUUGCACACAACAUCCGUAUACGACAUGUGUGCAUCAAAACAUAACUCGGUCGGCUUUUUAAAGGUUCUACAUAUUGUUGAAAGCAGACUGUGUUGAAGCUCAUUUUGCUCCUUCUGAAUCAUGAGUGGCUCAAAGCCGGACAUCCUGUGGUCUCCUCACCACCCGGACCGCUACGUCAUCUGCGACUCUGAACUAGGACUGUAUCGCAUUGGGCCUGUGGGUGGCACAGAAACAAAGCCUGGCACUCUGCCACUCUCCGAAGAAACUGCUGCUACUUUAUUGGCUAUAAACUCUGACACCCCUUAUAUGAAAUGUGUGGCCUGGUACCCGAAGCACGAGCCUGAGUGUUUACUUGCAGUGGGACAAGCUAAUGGCAGAGUUGUGCUCACCAGUUUGGGCCAGAGCCACAACUCUACAUGUAAAGAGCUAGUGGGGAAAGAGUUUGUGCCCAAACAUGCGCGACAAUGCAACACUUUAGCCUGGAACCCUGUGGACAACAACUUACUGGCUGCAGGGCUGGACAAGCACAGGGCCGACUUCUCUGUUCUUAUUUGGGAUAUUAGCAGUAAGUUCGCCCCAGAGACCAGCGUAGCAGCUGAGAAAAUCCGUAUCUCAACUGUGGAUUUGGAUUCAAGCAUGGUAGUGACUAAGCCAUUGUAUGAGCUUGGCCAAAACGAUGCUUGUUUGUCUCUGUGCUGGUUGUUUCGAGACCCCAAGCUGCUCUUGGCUGGUAUGCACAGGAACCUUGCAAUAUUUGACCUGAGAAACACCAGCCAGAAGAUGUUUGUCAACACCAAGGCCAUCCAGGGCGUGACAGUUGACCCACACUUCCACGACCGUGUAGCCUCCUUCUUUGAGGGGCAGGUGGCUAUCUGGGACUUGAGAAAGUUUGAGAAGCCUGUGCUCACACUUACAGAGCAGUCUAAACCUCUUACCAAGGUGGCAUGGUGUCCAACUCGUACCGGCCUUCUGGCCACGCUCACGCGUGACAGCAACGUCAUCCGCCUGUACGACAUGCAACACACUCCUACGCCCAUCGGGGAUGAAACAGAGCCCACCAUCAUCGAGCGGAGCGUGCAGCCAUGUGAAAGCCAGAUUGGCAGCUUUGCCUGGCACCCCUCCUCUCAGAACCGCAUGGUGGUGGUGUCCGCGACCAACCGAGUCAUGACUGAUUUCACCGUGUUCGAGCGCAUCUCUCUGGCCUGGAGCUCCACCACAUCACUCAUGUGGGCGUGUGGGAGACACUUAUACGACUGCGCCGAGGAUUCGGCCGAAGGAGCGGAGAGCACCGUUGAGAAAGACAUCGCCACUAAGAUGAGGGAGCGAGCUCAGUCCAGGUACGGACACGACACUCUGCAGGUGUGGAGAAACCACCUGCUGGCUGGAGGGAAUGACCCCCAGCUCAAGUCCUUGUGGUACGAUCUGUCCUAUAUGAAGCAGUGUGCAGAAGACAUGGAACUAAAGCUGCAGGGGAACAAGCAGUCGUUGGUUUAUUCUGGUAUCAAGAACAUCAUCAGAACCAGCUCCGGCACCACAGAGAGCCGCCGCUGCUGGAUCGGCUCGGACCGGCAGACAGACGUGCCGCGCUUUAGCAGUGAGGAGCGCUGCCUCGCCCUGCGGCUCUGUGGCUGGAUCAGCCGGGGUCCUGACAUCGACGUGGAGACCUUCCUGCGAUCGCUGGAGCAGGAACGCGAGUGGGAGCGGGCGGCUGCCAUUGCUCUGUUCAACCUGGACAUCCGCCGGGCCAUCCAGAUCCUCAACAAGGGAGCCACUAUGGAGAAGGGUGACCUGAACCUGAACGUGGUUGCCAUGGCGCUGUCCGGCUACACCGAUGAGAAGUCCUCCCUGUGGAGGGAGAUGUGCAGCUCUCUGAGGCUGCAGCUUAAGAACCCCUACCUCUGCAUCAUGUUUGCCUUUCUGACCAGUGAGCCUGGAGCCUAUGAUGGCGUGCUGUACGAGAGCAGCGUUGCCGUGAGGGACAGAGUAGCGUUCGCCUGUAUGUUUCUCAGCGAUGCGCAGCUGCCACAUUACAUUGACAAAUUGACCAAUGAGAUGAAGGAGGCGGGAAACCUGGAGGGCAUCCUGCUGACGGGCCUGACUAAAGAUGGAGUGGAUCUGAUGGAGAGCUUUGUGGACCGAACUGGAGAUGUUCAGACGGCUAGCUUCUGCACGCUGAAGGGUUCCCCGGGUGAAGUGUUGAAAGACCCGCGAGUUCAAUGCUGGAUCGAAAACUACCGCAACCUGCUGGACGCGUGGAGAUUCUGGCACAAACGGGCCGAGUUUGACAUCCUCAGAGGCAAGCUGGACCCCAGCUCCAAACCUCUCGCCCAGGUGUUUGUGAGCUGUAACUUCUGUGGGAAGUCCAUCUCCUACAGCUGCUCGGCGAUGCCCCACCAGGGUCGAGGCUUCAGCCAGUACGGGGUCAGCGGCUCACCCACUAAAUCAAAGGUCACCAGUUGUCCCGGCUGCAGGAAACCACUGCCACGCUGUGCCCUCUGCCUCAUGAACAUGGGCACACCUGUCUCCAGCUGCUCAGGACCUGGAAAGUCUGAUGAGAAAGUGGAUUUAACAAGGGAGAACAAACUCUCCCAGUUCAACAACUGGUUCACCUGGUGUCACAACUGUCGACACGGUGGCCACGCAGGUCACAUGCUCAGCUGGUUCAGAGACCACACAGAGUGCCCGGUGUCGGCUUGCACGUGUAAAUGUAUGCAGUUGGACACCACGGGGAACCUGGUGCCUGCAGACAGCAGCUAAACAGGAGACGCGUGUUGGAAACCGAAGCCAAACACGAGUCAGAAGCCAAGCAGUGCAGGCUGACUGCUGCGUGGCCACACCGACCACCGGGCAGAGGACAAAAGGAGUGCCAGCAGAGCCCCCCUUCUCUCAAGUGGCUGCUUGAAUAGAAACAAAUACUGUUAAGUGAUUGUCUAGUGAAUGUCAUGUACUAAUGGAGCCUAUAUGAAAAAGGGAAGAUUACUAAAUAAAAGGCAGAAAGGGAGCAAAUGCUCAUUUACUGCUCUGCUAAUAACAAAAUCACUCUCAGGAGAAAUGUUAGAGGCCUUGCUGUUAUCAGCCUCUCCUGAUCUAACCCGAAUCAGGAUUCUGGUUUUUAGAUAAUCGCUUUGUGGAAAUGUGAUCACAGGUGCCAACAAAUCUGAUUUGUGUUUUAGAAACUUAUUUAAUGUCUUUGUUUUUGAUGACAUACCUCAUGAAAGUUGUGUUUGGGUUAAGAGCCCCCCCCCCCCCCCCCCUCCCCCGGGUGACAACAACAACCAUCUCCUGCUCUCCUUGUGCUGCCACUCCUCAUCUGGCAUUGUGCAGCAGGAGGUGGCUUUGGGGGGGAGGAAUGUGGGAGGGCGCGCCUGUAUUCACCAGCCCACUCCAGACCCGUGGUCUAUGAAAGAAGCUCCCUAGAAAACGGCAGCUGCUCGGCUCUGACAAGACCCUCCAGAUUGUUCCUCAUAAAGAACCUCAGCUGCCGGAACACUAUUGAUUCAAAGAAGAAGGGAGAACAGCCUGAGCCCUGUACACCCCCCUGUUAUGACCAACAGAUAUAAAAACUGUCCCUUUCUUUUAUUCACCCCUCCUCACCGAUUCUUAAAUUGCACCCAGUAUCUAUGCAUACCCCACACCGCUCUCGGGACGGGCGCCAUCUGUGGGGUGACCGUCUUGUGUAAACCACAUUGUAAAUGUUUGCCUCCUUCUGUGCCACCUUCUCCAGCCCAGAGAGUCAUUGUAAGUGAGAGGCGGCCUGCUCCAGAGCUGGCUAAAUCACUUAGUCAUGGGGAGGAGUGGGGGGGAUGCACAGGCGCUACUGUAAGCAGCAUUUAUCAGGACCUGGUGUGGGAGGUUUUCAAGGCCUGCAUGCUCUUUUGUGAACCAUUUCGGAUUGAAGUCGACAAAUUAGGGAGCCGUGUAGCGUGCUGAUAAACAGAGUGGCUGGGUUUUCAUCCUUUCACAGUUUCACGUGUUUGCCUUCAGAAUAAAUCCCUUCUGACAAAUUGGAAAGCUGCUGAACUGGGGUCAUUUCUAUGAGUUUACAUGGUUUGUUUUUACAUUUUGUUUUAUUGACCCACAUUGUUGGUAACAUGUUUACUGUCACCGAAAGUAACCAGGGAAUCCUUGACUAUGCAAACGAACUCCGUUUUAGCUCUAAAUGAAGAUUCUAAAACAAUAGUGGAAAGCAACAAUCUGUUGCAAUUUUCUUUGCAAAUGGACUUUGGUUGUUAUGGGAUAGUUAGUUCUCUGUGUUGGCUUAGAGGCUGAGAUUGAAACUUUGUCUUGCCUUUGGAAACAGCUGUUGACCGACUGUCUCACCACAUUUAUUGGCCAAACAUGUUAAGGCAUAAAAGGAAUUUGACCUGAAUUUCUUGAAACUCUCAAAAACACAUGCAUGAGUGGCUCGGCAGAGCUUAAUGUAACAAUCCAGGGCACUUCAGAUGAAGUGGUUGUGUCUGAUUAAAGGUUCAAAACCCUCAGGUGAGCAUUUUGAAAAGGAUUAUUGUAAAACAGUAGUAACUAUGUUUUUCUUAAAUAGAAUUACAUAUUUCUGAUUUAUUAUAAAAACUAAUCAUAGCGGUGUUAUCAUUGUUACAGAUAAAGUAUGCUAACCCAAUAAGCUCACAUGUAGGACUUUUUUUUGGUUGUCAUACAAAAACUACAUUUAAGCAGACACCAGCAGCUAAAAAGAAUGAACGUUCUAGCAGAGCCAUGAGAGGGCUUAAAACAUCUUUUGUGAACAGUUCACAUGUUUUAAUAAAAUUAGUUUAUUGUUUAGUUAAAAGAAAAAAAAUUGCAGCCGUAAACCAGGUUGCAAUUUGAUUGAAUAAAAGUGUAGUCCAUAUAACUGAGGGCCAAUCAGGGACCUUACUGUACAGUGACUUUGGCCAAUAGGAAGCCAGGACACGAGGGCUUUAGCGCCGCCCACGAGAAAAACUGUCAGUGAACAGGAUGGGGAAGACGCACAAACGGCAAAACACGAAUGAAACGUAGUAAGAAGUAGUAAAAACAACUUGUGAAGUUACUCAUGCCAUGUGUGGAGCUCUCAGCGGUAUGUAAUAGUGCCUUACAG